Messenger RNA from Polyodon spathula (Mississippi paddlefish), 1140 nucleotides. RefSeq names its product Fanconi anemia group G protein-like. Lineage: Eukaryota; Metazoa; Chordata; Actinopteri; Acipenseriformes; Polyodontidae. The record is from RefSeq and is a predicted model, not a curated record. The transcript is spliced from 6 exons. Gene Ontology annotation, biological process: interstrand cross-link repair. Gene Ontology annotation, cellular component: Fanconi anaemia nuclear complex. The coding region runs from base 274 to 1029 and encodes 251 amino acids.
UGUAGACGGGUUUGUAUUUAUUUUUCAUAGACUAAUCUGAGGAUCGGAAGCUUUUACAGUAUGUCUAGAUAAAUGAGCGAGUUAUUUGUUACUGUAUCUAAUAAAUACUUUAGUAAAUGCAGACAUUAUAAAGUGAUAGUCAAUAUUUUAUUGCAGACACUUUCUUUUAAUAGUUUACACGACGAAGUGUUGGUUGAAAAGUUCGGGGUUUUCAAGUGGUGUAUGCAGAUCUGCAGCAGGUAAGUGAAGACGGCGGAGAGCUCAUUGAAGACAAUGGACCGGGACAGCGCCAGCCAAGGCUGCUUAGCGAUCUGGACAGGAGAGAAUUACAGCAUUGUCCACAAGUGCAAGACUGCUUGCAGAACUCAGAAAGGAACCCAACAGAAGGAGGCUCUAAAGCAGUGUCACUCUGAACUGAGGAAGCUCCUUCAGAAGAUACAAGGCCUGCCCCCGGCUGUGUCUAGUGUGCCGCUGGAACUGAGCGUACUCUAUAACGCCUCUGUGCUGAAUCUUCGUCUGUCCGCUAACACCAGGGAGGAAGACCAGGCUGGGAUCACGCAGGCGCUGCUCAGAGCUCUGGAAGCCGCUGGCCGCCCCGGUACCGGCUCGGAUCCCCUGCAGUUGUGGCGAUUGGUCCUGCAGUUGCUCAACUGGGAGCACUGGGAGCAGUGGGAGCCCUCACUGACCCGACUAGCCUGUCUGCAGUGGGCAUACUGGCUCUGUGCCUGCCAGCUUCACUGUGUCAGGGAGCUGCUCCUGUGGCUGCCUGAGUCUCGGGCCUGGUCUCUUCCAGCUUGCCCUGGGUCCCCGCUGGGUGUGCCGAGUGUCCUGGCGGAAGAGAGCCUGUCCUGGGAGAGCAGAGUUGCCCCUGGAGAGGUGCUGAGUGCAGCCCAGUUCAGGGAGCUGCUCCACACCUGCACUGCCAUCACUCAGGGUAAGAAGCAGCCAGGGGCUCCGGUCUGGACAUUGCUUUCAAACUGGCCUGUUAAUAGUUUACAGUUCAAGCUUUUGAAAGUCAGCCAUACGUGAAAGAACGUUGUGUAGAUGUUUGAGUGUUCUCAGAAGUAUGCAUGUAUAGUAUAGAUGUUGGCUUGAAUCUGUAUACAGUGGUAACAGUGUGUUUGUAGAUUUUUAUUUUAU